CAUGACGCUUGAGUUUUGUCGUCUUCUGUGGUUUCCUUACAAUUGUUUUCAGAUGGAAUGGCAGAUCUUGAUAGUUAUGGGAGUAAUGAGCGGGAUGUUGAGCAAGCAUUCCUCUCUUUGAAAAAGGGAACUCAGCUAGUUAAGUAUAGUCGGAAAGGGAAGCCAAAAUUUUGUUCAUUCAGGCUCUCACCAGAUGAAACAAAGCUUAUUUGGAUUUCUCGUGGAAGGGAAAAGAACCUAAACUUGUCUUUUGUUUCACACAUUAUCCCAGGACAAAGAACAGCAGUCUUUAGAAGAUACUUGCGUCCUGAAAAGGAUUAUCUGUCCUUUUCACUUAUUUUUAAAAAGGGGGAACGGUCACUUGAUCUGAUCUGCAAGGACCAAGCUGAGGUAGAGGUAUGGUUUUCAGGCCUUAAGGCAUUAAUUUCCACUGGAGAGCGUAGCAGGCGUGGUAGAAGUAAUUUCACCGAUGAUAGUGUUCACUUUGUUCCAAAUGAUCGUCCUUCUGCUGGAUCACUAGAGUUAGCAUCAAGCAUUGCCCGUGGCAGGUUUUCUGUUGAUUCAGUGCCUCGUGAAUCUACAUCGUCUUGGCCAAGAUCAGAUGUGGGGUCUGAACGUGCAAAUAUGCCACUAAGGACAAGUGUUGGAGAAGGUUCUCGUGUUAGUGUGUCAAGUAUUAGCCACUCAAGUAGUGUAGGAUCAGGGCUAGAUGACAUAGAAUCUCUAGGUGAUGUUUAUAUAUGGGGAGAGGUUUGGGCAGACGGGAAUUCAUCUGAUGGAUUGGGGAGUCAAGUCCCUUCUAAGACAGAUGUGCUGAGUCCUAAGCCAUUAGAGUCUGAUGUUGUUCUUGAUGUUCAACAAAUUGGGCCUGGUGUACGACACAUUGCUUUGGUUACAAGGCAAGGAGAGGUUUUUACCUGGGGAGAGGACUCUGGGGGAAGACUUGGUCAUGGGUUUGAUAAAGAUUUUGGUCAACCUCAUCUUGUGGAGUCCUUGGCAGUUACUAAUGUGAGUUUUGUUGCAUGUGGUGAAUAUCAUACAUGCGCUUUAUCUAUGUCAGGUGAUCUAUUCACCUGGGGUGAUGGUACAAAUAAUAUAGGACUCCUUGGCCAUGGCACUGAUGUUAGCCAUUGUAUACCAAAGAGGAUUAAUGGUCCUUUAGAGGGACUUCAGGUUGUAUCUGUAGCAUGCGGUGCAUUGCAUUCAGCAUUAGCAACCUCUAAUGGAAAACUUUUCACUUUUGGAGAUGGAAGAUUUGGUGUCUUGGGCCAUGGAGAUCGAGAGAGUGUGUCAUAUCCAAAGGAGGUACAGUUAUUGAGUGGACAAAAGGCUAUUAAGGUUGCAUGUGGAGUGUGGCACACAGCAGCCAUUUUAGAGGUUAUGGAUCCGUCUGGUUCAAAUGCUUCAAAUAGGAGGCUCUUCACAUGGGGUGAUGGUGACCAAUAUCGUUUGGGUCAUGUAAACAAGGAUACUUACCUUCAACCAACUUGUGUAGUAGCACUCGCUGAGUAUAAUUUUAACCAGGUUGCAUGUGGAUACACUAUGACUGUUGCACUCACUGUAUCUGGUCAUGUUUUUACUAUGGGCAGCACAGCAUAUGGUCAACUAGGAAAUCCAAUGUCUGAUGGAAAAGUGCCAAUUCUGGUGCGGGAUAAAUUAGUAGGUGAGUUUGUGGAGGAAAUAUCAUGUGGAGCACAUCAUGUUGCUGUAUUGACUUCAAGAAGUGAUUUAUAUACUUGGGGGAAAGGUACCAAUGGAAGAUUAGGACAUGGAGACACAGAUGACCAGCAAACUCCAACAUUGGUGGAAGCCUUCCGAGACAGGCAUGUAAAGAAUAUCUCGUGUGGAUCCAGCUUUACAUCUUGUAUAUGCUUACAUAAAUGGGUUUCUGGGGCUGACCAAUCUUUUUGCUCUGAUUGUCGACAACCAUUUGGUUUUACUAGAAAAAGGCAUAAUUGCUAUAAUUGUGGAUUGGUGUAUUGCCAUCCUUGUAGUUCAAAAAAGGCAUUGAAAGCAGCAUUGGCUCCUACACCUAGCAAACCACAUCGUGUGUGUGAUGCUUGUUAUGCUAAGCUAAAAGGUUCUGAUAAUGCUUCGAAUUUUAAUAGAGAAAUUAGUCAUCCCUCUAGUUCCAUAUAUGGAAGGGAAAAAUUUGACCGGGGAGAGGUAAGGUCUUCAAGAAUUCUCUUGCCUCCCACCACAGAACCGGUAAAAUACCUUGAGAUAAGGACCAAUAAACCUGGAAGUAUACAUGACACUUCUUCCAUAGUUCGAGCUGCUCAAGUUCCUACACGUUUACAAUUGAAAGAUGUUGCAUUUCCAAGUUCAUUGAGUUCCGCGCAGAAUAUUUACAAGUCCGUUAUACAGCCAAUUCAACCUCCAACUUCACCUGCCACAGCUACUUCUUCAAGACCUAUGUCACCAUAUGCUAAAAGACCACCCAGCCCACCACGUUGUUCCUCCCCAGGAUUUUCAAGAAGCCUUAUUGAUAGUUUAAGGAAGAAAAAUGAUCUUUUGAAUCAAGAAGUCUCAAAAUUGCAAAACCAUAUUCGAAGCAUAAAACAAAAGGGUGACAUGCAAGAUAUGAAGAUUCAGGAGCUUCACAAAAAUGUUGAGAAAACCACGUCACUGGCUGGAGAGGAAUCAUCUAAGCUUAGAGAAGCAAAGGAAUUUAUUAAGUCCAUGACAGAUAAGUUGAGGGAAGUGACUGAGAAGUUGCCACCAGAGAUUGCUGAAAAUGAAACCUUGAUAUCGAUGCGGGCUCAAGCAGAAGAAUUUCUUAAUGAAAAGACUGAUAUUGAAUCUUCUUCCUCCUCGCCGAGCCUCGAGUCUGAGCAACAAAGUGCAACUGAUAUACCUGCCUCUGAUAGUGACUCUUCAAAACUGAAAGAGCAAGGACUGGAAGCAAAUGAUGAUGCUUCAGGGAUUGUUCCAUCUACAUAUGGAGGAAAUAUUCUUGAAGAAAGCAACAAUGAAUCGAUGCCUAAUAAUGCAUCUGUGUCUAGUACAGGAGUGCCUCCAACGAGAUCAGAAAAUAGUUCAAGAUCAAAUGAUUCUCGUAUACCUGCGAGAGAUGGAGAAAGAUCAGUCAUUGAACAAUUUGACACUGGUGUUUAUAUCACACUUAUAGUACAACCUAAUGGUAGCAAAGUUUUCAAACGAAUUAGAUUCAGUAAGCGAAGAUUCAAUGAACAACAGGCAGCAGAAUGGUGGAGCAAAAACAAAGAUAGGGUGUUUAGUAGAUACAUUCCAGCAGCCACACAGAAUGCAAGUACUGAGUCAUCCAUUACCCCUCCUGCUGAAGAUAAUGUUGAAGCAUUACCUUCUUAAACUUAUUUGUCACUAGGCAUCCCGUAGUCCUAUGAAAUGAUCCAGAGAAUAGAAGCAGCAUCAAUCUUAAGUGU
Abrus precatorius (Indian licorice) is the source of this 3404-nucleotide messenger RNA. RefSeq names its product PH, RCC1 and FYVE domains-containing protein 1-like. NCBI's taxonomy places the organism in Eukaryota, Viridiplantae, Streptophyta, Magnoliopsida, Fabales, Fabaceae. The record is from RefSeq and is a predicted model, not a curated record. The coding region runs from base 58 to 3330 and encodes 1090 amino acids. The transcript is spliced from 9 exons. Gene Ontology annotation, molecular function: metal ion binding.